Molecule: messenger RNA, 721 nt
Organism: Lolium perenne
Lineage: Eukaryota; Viridiplantae; Streptophyta; Magnoliopsida; Poales; Poaceae
Source: RefSeq, a predicted model, not a curated record
AAGUGUUUCCAACUGUCUGCGGAUAUAAAUAGGAGGAUGGAAGAAAAGGUAUUCCUAUUUGCAGGUUCUGAGGGAAACAAGGCAGUUACUCACCACUCAUUCUCCAUUCCAAUCCAUCGUGAUCUCUUCUCUCCCGAAAAGGAAUCAGUAACAAAAAUCCAAUCGAUUCAAAUGGCUUCUCGAUGGAUCCGACCUGAGGUGUACCCGCUGUUCGCGACGACCGCCGUGGCGGUGGGCAUCUGCGCGAUGCAGCUGGUGCGCAACAUCACCACCAACCCGGAGGUGAGGGUGACGAAGCAGAACAGGGCGGCCGGGGUGCUGGACAACCACGACGAAGGGAAGCGCUACUCGCAGCACGGCGUGCGCAGGUUCUGGCUCUCCAAGCGCCGCGACUACAUGCAGGCGCUCGACAACGUGCCCACCGACCCGAAACACGAGUAGAUCGAUCAAGUGUCGGAUCGUCCUGGUCCAUGGAAAGAGACCCCGGGCUUCUCUCUCUGCUCCAUCCAUCGCCAACAUAUGCAUAUGCAUCUAGCUUGCUCCAUACAUUUGAGUUGAGUUGGGGACUUUCUUGGUUUCAACCUAUGCCUAUGAAUAAGCAUCCCGGUUCCAUGUUUGGAGCUGCUGUCUUGUGGUUUCUUUCAUAUACUGGCUUUGUUGUGUCUACUGAAAUUUCAUAUAUGAUCUUUCUUGGGAAGUUAUAAGGAUCUUGUUCUUACUA